UGUUCCAGGUACUAUCGGAUGGCAGCGCUGGUUUACUACGGCUUCAGGAUGCGCUCUGAUGAUGUCCUGUAUGACUGUUUACCCCUCUACCACUCUGCAGGGAACAUUGUGGGGGUGGGGCAGUGCCUGCUGCACGGCAUGACGGUGGUCAUCAGGAAGAAGUUCUCCGCGUCCCGCUUCUGGGACGACUGCGUGAAGUACAACUGCACUGUGAGUGCCUCCACGCUGCCGGCUCGUCCCACUCCGGUUUUCACGAUAACCCGGCUCGCGGUGACUUACUCGCACCUGACCAUUCGCGUAGUUCAUUCAGCCUCUGCUGCCAUCCAGAGUGACUCCUUAUGCCUUCUUUCUGUCUGUCGGAAGGUGGGCGCCUGUGGCUUCAACAGCCGGAUCCUGCCCUUUGUCUACCCCACCAGGCUGGUGAAGGUGGACGAGGAGACCAUGGAGCUGAUCCGCAGGCCCGAUGGCGUCUGUAUUCCCUGCAAGCCAGGGGAACCAGGGCAGCUGGUAGGCAGAAUCAUCCAGAACGACCCGCUGCGGCGGUUCGAUGGCUACGUCAGCGAGUCCGCCACCAGCAAGAAGAUCGCCCGGGACGUCUUCAAGAAGGGGGACAGCGCGUACCUCUCGGGCGACGUGCUCAUCAUGGACGAGUUGGGGUACAUGUACUUCAAGGACCGCACGGGGGACACCUUCCGCUGGAAGGGCGAGAACGUGUCCACCACGGAGGUGGAGGGCACCCUGAGCCGCAUCCUGGACAUGACGGACGUGGUGGUCUACGGCGUGGCAGUGCCAGGCGCUGAGGGGAAGGCCGGCAUGGCCGCGAUUGCGGACCCCCACAACGGGACGGACCUGGAGAAGUUUGGGAGGGAGCUGGAGAGGGCGCUGCCCCCCUACGCGCGGCCCGUUUUCCUCCGGCUCCUGCCGGAGGUCAACAAGACAGGGACAUACAAGUUCCAGAAGACCGAAAUGAAGAGGGAGGGGUUCAACCCCAAUGCGGUCUCCGACAAACUGUAUUUCCUGGAGCCUAGCCAAGGGAAAUACGUCUCAUUGGACGAGGAGCUGUAUCAGGACAUCCUAUCAGGAAAGCAGAAACUGUGACGUCCAGGACUGAGAUCUCUGACACCUCAGAACCUGAUGCUGCAGAUCAGACCCUCUGCAGCAGGAGCAGAGGGGCAGUGGGGGGAGGGGGGGAUAAAGAUAUAUAAUUCAAUCCUUAAUAGUUUUGAAGAACGGAGACGGAAGCUGAUUCUAGGGCUGAAAUAGAUGCGCACAGAGGAUCAAAAGGGGCAGGACUUGACAGAUCUGACUCUCAAACAAAGUAAAUAAAUCUUCCUUUGUUUCUCUGGCUGGCGUGAAAUGAAACCCUUUCUCUCUUACCUGGGGAAGAGCCGCCUGCUGAUCCGGUAUAUUCAGGUUUCUCAGCGGGGUUUGCCGUCGGUUAACUGUCAGGCCCUGCAGAGUCGUUUUUUUUUUUUUCCCAUUUUUAAAGUGACAUACCGCAGCUGUAACUGUUGGGUAUUUCCGAAAGCACAUGCAGAUUUUAUUUUUUUAAUUUUGUCAUCGUUUUUAUAUUUAAGAUUUUAAAAAAAUAUAUUUUGAAGAAUGUUAACCGGUGCUUUUCAAUGUAUGCUUAGCAGGUGUUGUGAGGCCAAGAUUGAAGGCAUUUCUCAUUCGUUUGAGUUUUAAUAUAGAAUGUUGCGAGAAAUAAAUGGUGUUGACUUACCAAAUCCAAACAGAAUUUAUUACAUUCGAAUUUUGUUGUUAGGUGUGGCACAUAUCGCAUUAUCUGACCAAGUGCAUUUUCCAAUCUAAGCCUUGCGUUCUGUUAAGGCUGCUGUACGAUCUGAUUGCUAGGUGUGUGCUGGGUUCAUUUUAAACUAUUUCAAUUUCAAUUCUAAAGACGAGUCCUAGCUGAAUGACAGGAAGUGUCAGGGAGGAAGGCAAUUAGACUUGCACAAAGUGAGAAGCACCUAGAGGUGUGUGCAACACCUAUAUACUUCCCCCAGUUUCUUCUUCGCCCAUCUUGAGACAUCCGUUCUCCGCUCUUGUGUGCUAUACUUUUGCGCAGCAAAAAUGCUGGCUGCAUCAGCGAGGCUUAAUUAACAGGAAAGCACAAACAGAAUUGCUCCUUCCAAAGUUUAAAAAUAGCCCAAACCCUUUGCAACUGCCAAGGCUUGCAAAGACAGACUAAACACUCGAUACAGGAUGCAUCUGGAGAGUAAUAAAAAAAAAAACCCUGCAAAUGACAAGUAUGGUAGAUGGGAAGAAGAAAAGAUUUGAAUGAAAAACGCCACUUUUUUUCUUAUUUUUUUAAGAACGCAGGUUUGUUUAACAAACAGGCCGGAGUCACAGAUCAGGCAGGCUUCGGGAAUUUUACACGUAUGGUUGAAAGGGUUACAUUCGCUCAGCCAGAAGGCGGACACGCUGCUCGGAUCCGUGAGAGACAUGUCCACCCGAUUCAUGCUUUUUAAUUGUUUGUGUUUCUGCGUGAUCUUGGUGAAAACGAAGUUUGGUGCAGAAGGGUGGGGGGCCACGUUCCCCGCCCGACUGAUCCAGUGAUCUCGGUGCUAUAAAUGUGAAAAUCCCCAGCCUCUUCGCCGAGGAAGAAUCCAAAGAACACUGAUCCAUUUGCGUCUGAGCUCUCUCGGUGAAAUAUCCAGGGUGGAGGAAAAGGGAGUGAAAAAAACUAAAAUAACUGUCUUUUUUUUUCCCCCGCAAACAUGAAUGAGGAGCAAAGCAAAGUGCUGUGCCUUAACUACUGGAGCACCUGUGCUGGGUCUGGGCCAGAUUUUUGCAGAAAUUGCUGGCCUGCGAGUGGAGAGACAGGACGAUAGUCAGUCUUUCUCCCAGGACAGACAAUAAACAGCAGUUUGGACACCCCCAAAGGAAGAAUUUUUUUUAUUCCACUCAUCCUCUCAAGAAGUCUGGAUAAAGGAGUGGCUUGUAUAGGCUGCAAGGCACACUGCUCUGAUGUGUGGUGGGCUCGAGAGACCCCUUUCAGUGUAUGAUUCAUGUCUAGGGGGUCAAAGGGCAAAGGUCAGAUUUCAGUCAUUGUUGUUUUUUUCUAGGUUUGAUUGUUUUGCUGUUUUCUAGCACCCAGCAGGGUGGUCUCAAAGUCUGGGUUUUGUGUUGUCAUUACGGAUGAUCUAAGGUAGUUUUGGAUUAGAUCCGAUUGAACGCUAGGAAUAAAAAAAAGUGAUCUGCGCGACGGAUUUAAAAGCAGCUCAGUGUGCCUUUUCCCCCUGGUCCACAUUCCAGUUUUACACGCCGGGUGAAGGUGAAACGGCCACUUUGUCACCUAUGCGUCCAGUGCAGUCUUGGGCACACUCUUCGGCUGUGGGUUUCAUCUGUGAAUUUCUGAAAUGUGAUGUGCAGCUGUCCCAGUUUUUAGGUGCAAUAAUAAACAGAUCGCUGAUAAAAGA
Lepisosteus oculatus (spotted gar) is the source of this 3422-nucleotide messenger RNA. Lineage: Eukaryota; Metazoa; Chordata; Actinopteri; Semionotiformes; Lepisosteidae. The record is from RefSeq and is a predicted model, not a curated record.